CAAAUUGAACAUCAAAUUGUGCGGAAGCAACCGUGAGCUGAGAAGCUAGUCAACCUUGGUAACUCUAUGUGUCCAGUUCAAUCGCGCACUUUGCCUUCUGUGGCUCUCUUACGUAGAAGUAAAAAGUUAGUUAAAAGAGAUGCUGUUACCGAGCAGAAAUCGAGUGAUUGUCGAUGCUAAGCAAAGCGACGCCAGCGCGCUUCGCGCAUUGUUGUCAGGCGCAAAUGGCUAAAUACAUCGUGCAUCUACUUGUAACACAGCUGGUAGUGAUGGCGGUGCAAGGCGUCGCCCCGUCGCCACCACCAGCGCCCUUCCCGCCACGCAACCCGCCGCGGCCGCCGUCUCCACCGGCCUCCAACUGCACCUUCUCCUUUACCUGGGAGUCCGUGGACCUGGCUUCGCGCAGCUAUGCCUCGGUCAACGACAGCCUGGCGCAGCUUCUCACCUACGGCGGCGCCGGGCCGCCAGAGGGCUGGUUCUGGAUCCUGUCCGGCACUGUGUACACGCAGCUCGGGGCUCCGGAUCCCACCACGCUUCCCACCAGCGCCUGCAACGCCGCGAUCCAGAUCGCAACCGAUAGGCUGGCGCCUCUGGGAUACGUGUUCGGGGCGAGCGACGUAUCGUGCGUGACGAUGGGCGCGCCGCCGCCGCCGCCCCCGCCACCGCCGCCACUUGCCGAACUACCACCGCUGCCGCCACCGCCCGCUGCAGACAGCUACCCGGUGUGCCCCUCGCUGCCAGCGGCCUCGCGCACCGUAGCCCUGACGGUGGGCACGCUGCGGCUGCUGCCGGCGCUCAACACCUCCUCCCCCGAGCCGCUACUGCCACUGCACCUGGCGGCUGCGGCGGCGGCUACAGCCCCCAUGUGGAGCCGCUUCGGCUUCUGCGUGGUGACGCCGUGGCUGCUGGCGCCCGGCACUUCGGGCUCAGUGGUGCUGCAAGUGCCCACGUCCGCCGCCGCCGCCGCCGCGCCGUCCAACAGCACCAGCCCGGUGGCUGACGGCUGCGCGGCCAUCGCGGCGCGCAUGGUGCGUAACCUGUACGACGCAGCCAACGCCACCUCCUCGCAGCUGCACGACCUCGCCUCGCGCCUCAAACCCGAUGCGUCAGACAUCAUGAACCAUGCAAGGAAGCUGGCGGACCAGCUUCAGAGUCAGCAGCAGUCGUCAUCUUCUUCCGCCUCCUCGCCAUCAUCGUCGUCUGCCUCUUCCUCCGCGGCCUCCUCUGCGGUGUCAGCGGCUGCGUCUGCCGCGAGCAGCCUGGGCAUAGGUGUCAUUGCCGGCAUUGCUGCGGGCGGGGUGCUGCUGCUGGCCAUCGCGGGCGCCGUCGGCUACAUGGCACACCGCAAGUGGAAGGCGGCGGGCAUGCAAACCGUGCUGCCCGACCACCGGCCACUGCCCCACGGCGGCGGUCACGGACACGGCGGCGGCUGGGACGAUCCAUGGCGGGCGGAUGCGGAUGCCGGGGCGGGUGCGGAGCGGCGGGGUGCAGCUGAGGAGGAGCUGCAGCCGCUGAACCGGCCGCCGCACCAAGACGCGCAGGUUCUCAAGGUCACUACGCCCCCGCACGACCCGCCACCGGGCGCCAUGCCUGCCAUGCCGCCGUACAUGCAGCAGCCGCAGCAGCCAGGCGGCCCCUACGGCCCCUACAGCCCCUACGGCCCCCACGGCCCCUACGGCACAGGGGCGGCGUCCUUCAUGUCGCCGUGGGCAGCGCCGCGGCCCCCAAUGAUGGGCAUGGGCAUGAAUCCAAUGAUGAACCCGAUGAUGAACGCAAUGAUGAACCCGAUGAUGAACCCCAUGCUGAAUCCGAUGAUGAAUCCGAUGAUGAAUCCAAUGAUGAAUCCGAUGGGCAUGGGCAUGAAUCCUGCAAUGGGCAUGCAUUCGGCACUGGCGGCAGCCAACGCGCCACCCGGGGCAGACGCUGCGGGCGCUGGCGGGCCUUCUCCUCCCUGGUCGAUGCCGCAGGGGGCAUCGGGCGGCGGCGCGGCUCCGGGUGCGGGUGCGGGCUCCCUCCCCAACCAGCCGGAGCCAGGGCCGGCGUCGGUACAGCAGCCGGCGGCGCGAGCGGCCUCUGGCGGCGGUGGUGGGGGCGGUGGUGGUGCCCUGCCUGUAGGCAGUGGCGCGCCGCCCCAGGCCGGGGCGGAGGGCUUUGCAGGCGCGGAUGCGGGCGUGCCGGCAGCGGCGGCCGCCGCGGCGGCGGCUGGCGCGGCAGGCCCGCCCGCGGGCGUUGCUGCGAGGCACUACCGCGAGCGCCGGCAACGGCAGGGUGCGGGCGUACCGGGUGGGCCUGGAGGUGGAGGUGGAGGUGGAGGUGCUCGGCCGCUGCCGGCGGGCGCCGCGCCGCGUGACGGCUGGGUCAGUGACAGCGGCUUGCCAGGGCGGCGGCAGGGACAGCAGCGGGGCGGGGGCGCGGCGGCAGGGGCGGGGGCAGCUGCUGGAGACCAGGGCCGCAAGCCGGCUUCCGCUGGCGCGGGGGCGGGGGCGGGGGCGGGGCCGGCGCCGAACGCGGCUCUAGCGGCGCGAGAGGACUGGGCGCGGGCACUGUACGGCGAGGCUGCCGUGCCGCGCCGGACCUUUGCUGCGGGGGCGUACGGCGGUGUGCCGCAGCAGGCGGACACACAGGGAAGAUAGAGGUGGCGUGCUUUACCGUAUUGUUGGCAAGGUUGGCACAUUGUCGCGUACCUGUACCUGGUUGAAGCUCCGUGUGUUCGUUUUGGCUUUGUAUCGGGGCUUGCCGAGUGUGUGCGGGAUCAGGUGGCAGGGCCGCCGUGCAUACGCGGGCAGGGACGGCGCCACGGCUCGACGUCGGUACGAUGGCGCAGCGGUUCGCGGCACCUGCUGUGCUGACGGCGUACCGUCUUCGGCGAUCUCACAGAAGCAAGGGCUCUGAAUGAUGAAGUUGACUGUGGGCGGUGCUUUCAAAUGCAAGCUCGGCGAAGUGUCGGUGUACGAGGGUGUAUGGGCUCACCUGGUUCCGAACGGGCGAUCGCCGGUUUCCUUUUCUUCUGCAUAAUACUGCCGCACACAUUAAUAUGCACAGCAAACUGUUGAUAGCAUUUUUGAUUUAUUGAUAGGGCACUGCUACAAUACCAAUUCCUCCCCCACGAAAGCCGGGAUCUCGGUUCCACACUGGCGCUUGUAUUGCGCGGAACCUGUACUGUCCUUGGUGAGCUACUAGAAUGGAGCUACGGCGUCAUACGUUUCUGCUGGCCGCGUGAGUUGCGCCGGAACUUCUCCGCCGUGCUGCAGCCUGGCUAGCGGCGGUUGUCGAAGCCCGCAGGGGUAAAGAAGUCACAACUAGAAUGCAUCGGCUUCAAAAGGAGAGCCGCUGGUCACAUCGAAUAGUAGCCAACGCUGCCGCGUGCUGCAUUAGUCAUAGAAACGCUCCCCCACUCCAGCUCGCUUCGGACAUCACCAGAUCAAUUAGUUACACAAGUUCAGCACUUCCGUGCCUUUGGAUUGCGCAGGCUGCUUCCCGCGUUUUACCAGCGGUUGGUCGUGGAGGGCGCGCCAUACGACUCCUUCUCUUUCUGCAAGUGUCCCACGGCAUUCUCACUCUACUGCCUGGCCCCGGUCGUCACCUCCGCCGGCAGUGGCCAGAACUGCUUCCGGCUGCGGGUACGGGCGCCGGCGGGCUGCAGCGGCAGCUGUUGUCAGGCGGACCUCCGUAAGAUCGAGGUGCGGGAUGCACAGUGCACUGACAAGCAGUGGGAGCAGGGGUGGCGAAUGCGGCCUCAGGGCCCCGCCCGGCAGUCGCGCCCCCUUAUUUUGGCAACGGGUACGUUGC
This is a messenger RNA of Chlamydomonas reinhardtii, 3789 nucleotides long. RefSeq lists its product as uncharacterized. NCBI's taxonomy places the organism in Eukaryota, Viridiplantae, Chlorophyta, Chlorophyceae, Chlamydomonadales, Chlamydomonadaceae. The transcript is spliced from 10 exons. The coding region runs from base 270 to 2633 and encodes 787 amino acids. The record is from RefSeq and is a predicted model, not a curated record.